GUCGUCGCCCUCACAUUACUAGAAACAGCGACAGAGGCUCACGUUUCCCAGGUGCUAGAUCCAUUCCCAUGCAACAUUUCAUGCUUCCCCAGUGAUGAAUAGACACAGUAGAGCGACCCCACCGAGAUAAUGAGCAAUCGAAGUAAUCGACAACCUGACAAGCAACACUAGAACAUAUCGCAACGACGUAAAGGGAAGAGGCGGCUAGAUGCACUGAAAAUUUGGAUAGAGCGAUGAGUGAUUUACAAGCCACUCUCGAGUUCUCCCUCGAGCUCUGUAAAUUCUACAAUGUCGAUCUAUUUCACCGAGGGUACUAUCAGAUACGAACAUCGCUUCGGGCCUCCCCAAAACUGCCAAUCAAAGUCAAAGUCGAUCAAGUUCGCAAUCAAAAACGUUCAUUAGACAGUAUGGAAAUGCCAGGUGCCAGCAAGCGUUUCCAAAUACUGUAUCGAAAUGAGGAGAUAACCCUGGGUACGUCGGUGUUGUUUCGAGCGCAUGUCCUGGUUCAUAGUCACAAAAUCGAGGAAAUAUUGUCGCGCACCCACUUUCAUCUUGGCGUAGAGCUAUGGUUCAGCGAGCCCACUCAGCCGGGGAGUAUGACCUGUGUAUCAACCAGAGCAUUGCAGUUGAAUUUUACACCGACAAAAGGUCUCCACUACCAUUUACCAGUGCUAUUCGAUUAUUUUAAUCUCGCUGCAGUGUCAAUGACGAUACACGUCUGCUUAGUUGCCCUCCAUCAACCAUUCGUUAAGAAGAGCAUACUUCACUACGUUCAGAGUUGCGCUCCCCGGAGUGGAAAACAAUGGCUACAGUCGAAACAGGGAUCACCUGCGAAUGGAACCAGUAGUAUAUUUCCGAAUACUGACGCAACAACAAAAUGCGUGGGUUCAACAACGAGAAUCCAAAAUGCUAAACUCAUACAACGCGAAGUAACGAGACUGCUAUUGGCCGCUAGGGAAAAUCUCCUGAAUGACAUAGGAGAUCUUGCGAGACUACUACCAGCGUGGGAACAACGAGACCUCGACAGUUCGAUAGCCGAUAGAAAGCACAAAGAGCCCCCAAGGAUGAUUGACUCGGAAGAGGUGGAUAUUGCCCAGCUCUGUGCCCAGAAUAUCGUCCUCUGGCAUAUUUUCCUGGAGACUUUUACCAAACGAGAUGCCAUUCAUCAGCAUCUCGCACGAAUACAUCAUCAACUGCGUGUGAAACGUUUUGCGGAGGGUUUCUUUGUCUUGGAGAAUCCACGAACAUCAGCUGCUGGUUGUUACGAUGCGAAUUAUCAAUCUUAUCAAGCGGUAAGCGAUACUGCAAGACGAUCCCCAUAUCUCCUAGGCUUGCCCCAACUUCCAGUUCACUGUGUCGAUCUGGAUGGUGAGGCCAGCACAGUGCCCAUUAUCUUCGAGGAUCAGUAUGCAGACAUGACCCAGAGGCAUCGCAACAGUGUACCAAAUGCGGAGGACUGCAGCUGCGGAAUAUCCCAAAUUUUAGAAUCACGAACGACAAGUGUCUGGUCCCCGAGGAGCGAAGGGGCAGCCCAGGACAUUGGGGCGAUCCAGGCACGUUUUGGUUUAGCUCCAUCGACUCUUCCCGCACGGCACAGCAAGUCCCUGGAUCAGUUGGGACCGGAGAUACCGCCAAUGCAGCAGAGGACAUCCCCAAAAACCCUCCCGCGAUCCAUCUCCACCCAGUUAUUUCCAAAGCACGGGGGGAGAAAUACAACGCUACCGACGUCGGUGCCGUGCAAGGGACGAUCUCAGAUGGCCCUUCAUACCGCACAAAGUACAACCCUUUAUCCCACCUUCGGGCAACAUCAGGCCUGCUCAGCACCCAAUCCUUCACUAGACUCAACGCCAAUAACCACCCUACCACGUGCUAAAUCAAGUCAAAUUCUCGUCCCCGACUCUUGUCACGAUCAUCACGACUCAGAUUCAGACGUAGAAGCGCCAUCAAAUUCAAUAACAUCGAUUCUAGCCGCUAUGUUUCCCGAGCUGCCGCCCAAUAGCUAUCUCCCCGGCUACAGACCGUCGAAGAAGUUGAGCGGGGUGGCGGCAUACGUAGGGCCCAUCGAUUUCACUCAACUCGCUGGUUGCUUGAACGAUAAAACCGACAACAAGCAGAACGUUGAUCCUAACCAGAGAUUGCGAGUGGAGCCUCGCAGCCACCGAUUGGCCACACUACUUCCAAAAAAUAUUUCCAACGGGAAUGGCCAAGUCCAAUCGCUACGAACGGCGACGUUAGAUCGCGCGACUUAUCGGGGAAAUUCGCGAAAACACGUCCAAUCAGCCUGCACCACAGCCGGAACUAAAUGUCAGAUCAGCGAUUUAGAAGGUAGACGUUAUCACACGCUGGGAAAAACAUCGGAAAAUCACGUGGAGCGUGCGAGAGUGAAAGCUCUAUUUGAAAUGCCAAAUGGAAAUAGCGAAAACGUGACGAGUCAUUCGCUCAUCGUAGAUCCCCUGAAUAAGCGAAUCACCAAGGGAGCCACUGACUUUGCAAUCGAUUCCUAUUUCUAUCGAACAAACGGCACAAACGCCAAAGGUCAGGAGAAUCGACCAAAACGCCCGAAAAGUACGGAGCGGCUGUUCGACGUCGACCACGGAAUUGACUGCUGUCAGGACUCGCGAGAUGUUUACGAGAGAAAAGAUCACGCGAGGUCGCGAAACGCUUCGCGACUGGAGAAGAGAAUGACAAGUGCACCGAGGGAGUCCCUCUACGAGGCAAUUCCACCAAAAGCCGGUGAGGGUAAAAUCGAGGAGGGAAAAAGAGGAAGACGACCGCACUCAGCGCCGGCAAUAGACAGUGAACUAUCGAAAGUCGAGGGUCAAAGUGUCAAACGAUGUUCCCAUCGCUCGAAAAAACUUUCUCCGUACGAUAAUCCAACGUUGGGAGCCCUUUCAAAUCACCGAUUAUCCCAAAAUCCACCGAUUCCCAUGAGUGUUCUUGAAGUAGAAAAUAAUAAUAAAAUAAUAUUGAAAAUUGAAUCACCGGAGAGAAUUGACAUUUCCCCGGGUCAGGGUCCCUCCGAUGAGUCUAAUUCUGGUGUAGCUCUGCCCAAUGCGAAGAGAUUGCGGUGUGCAAGUGUGCCAGUUGCUCAAAAUAAAAUGGUAGUGCCGAGAAGUGCUGUAUCUCUACCGUGUAUGCCAAUCAGAGAUAGCAAAGAUGCACUAGGCUGUGAGCUAAUCACCAUAGCACCAAUAAGUCCAACAUCGUCGAGACCAAGCAGUCCGGCGACUAGUACAGACUCCGGGAAUUUAACGUCGGAGUGUUCAGGGUGGGUCAGCAGUGGUGAUACCUCGAGUUCUGAGCAGAGACGCAGUGGGAUGGUGACAGGUAAUCAGGGUAAAUCACGACACGGAAAAAUAUCGUCCCGAAAGGAUCGAAAGGCGCGGAAAUGCAAGAAUUCAAAAUUAGAGAGUCACUGCUAUGAGGAAGUUCGUCUACCUCCACCGAAGAUGUUUCAGGACGAGCCACCACCACCUGAGGCCUUCAGGGAUCCAGCACCCAUUCCCAUGAUUGACAAUCCACUGUACCACGUGUACGAAACUGUGAAGAAAGCCAAGAGUCCAAAGCAGAAUAAAACUGCCCCGUGCAGUCCCCAGAGGAAUCGCGACAGGGUUGACAGAGGUGAACGAGAGAUACUUUACGGGGCACGUGAUUUUUGCUUAGACUGUUAUCAAGAGGGAAAGGAACUGUUGCAGUCAACCCAGGACGAUGUCAUUAAUUUUAAUAAAUUUAAGGACGAUUUCAAGGGACGCAUUAAUUUUUCGGGCAAAAUAUACAGGUUUUUUUAUGUUGUGCACAGCGAUUAUCCGGGUCUUGCAUCGAGUCUACCGUAUUUUUACAUUAGCGAUGAGUACAGGCUGUUCUCACCUGAAGGCUCUCAUCUCAUCGUCUGCGUUCAUGGUCUCGAUGGUAAUGCUGCAGAUCUUCGAGUUGUUAAGACGUACCUUGAACUCGGAUUGUCCGGAGCCCAUCUUGAUUUCCUUAUGUCAGAGAGAAACCAGGGCGACACCUUCUCCAAUUUUGACACUAUGACCGAUCGAUUAGUUGAGGAGAUUUUACAUCACAUAGAAACCUCAGGACUGAAUCCAACCAAAGUCAGUUUUAUUGGCCAUUCCCUUGGGACCAUUAUAAUUCGUAGUGCUCUGACAAGGCCACAACUGCGGCCUCUUUUGCCAAGACUUCAUACAUUCCUAAGUCUAAGUGGACCACAUCUUGGUACGCUAUACAACACCAGCGGCCUCGUCAAUGCCGGCAUGUGGUUUAUGCAAAAAUUGAAAAAAUCCGGCUCACUCCUGCAACUGUCGAUGAAGGACUCCUCGGACGUUCGACAGUCAUUUAUGUUUCGCUUGAGUCAAAGGAGUAAUCUCCAGCGAUUCAAACAUGUACUUCUCUGUGGCAGUGCUCAAGAUCGUUACGUACCCCUUCACUCGGCGCGUAUUGAACUCUGUAAAGCUGCGGUUCGCGAUCCAACUGAUCAAGGUGCAGCCUACAGAGAGAUGGUGCACAAUAUUCUCUACCCAGUAAUGUCGACGCCAGGUGUAACUCUAGUGCGUUACGAUGUUCAUCAUGCGUUACCCCCCACAGCAAAUUCUCUCAUCGGUCGUGCAGCACACAUAGCUGUGUUAGAUUCUGACUUGUUCAUUGAAAAAUUCCUGCUCGUCUCGGGGCUCAAGUACUUCAGAUAAAAAAUAAAAAUAUUGAAGAUCGCCCCCACCAGACUGUGACUUGCGUUCAUCAUUUGACUCGAUAGCGACACUAAUGUAUGUGAGUGAUUAAUAUACGUGUGAAUUUUUACUUGAUUUUUAUUCCAUUCAAGCUCAAUUUAACGAACUGAGAAGAAAAGACUACAAAGUCACCAUUAGCUCUUAACAAUAGGUUUUUUUUCUUACUUUUUACUAUCGUUUGAAUGCCAAAGUAUCGUCUCACUAUUUGAAUCGUCGUUACAAGGGCCUAAUCGAAUGCAUUCUACCAAUGCCCGAAGGCCCAUUUGGACGAUAGUACAUCGAGCCUUCCCUCAUCCCCGAUUGUCGACCGGGCACUGGGUACUGGUCACAUUAUUUCCAUAAGCUAUCGACAAACCGAGGACGUUCUACUAUGGAGAUGAAUAUUCAGUAAAAAUUACGGAUGAAAUAACCUGUCCCCAAACGAUUGGGUAAAUUUUACGGAAUAAAUUGGAGAAAUUAAAUGGCGAUUCGUACUAUUUCAUUUCAAAACGUAAUUUUCACAUUUUUUACUGGUGAUUGUUAUUGAAUUUUUCUCUCCGUGUAUCGAGACCAUUCAUAGUAUAGUUGUUUACCAAAUUAUUACUACGAAAUUUGAAUACUUGCAUUUAUUAUCAGUACCACGUAUAUUUCUCUAUAACUGACUGAGUCAUUGGAACAAAAAAAAAAUUACCAAUUAAUCGAAAUGUUCCUUAUGUUUAAUGUUAUCGUUAGUAACAAUAUAACAAUGACCUUCCAAAGUGGAGCUACUGACGUCCAGUGCAUACAGGUAACAAUGGUGGACUGAAUUGCAAUAAGUCAAUUUUUCUACUAGGAAUGUCAUCAUGUUUUUUAAUUAUUUGAUCUCAUCACUCGAUUACUAUCAGAAAUGAAAAUUGAAGCGAUACAUCAAAGCCAUUUAAGGAUCGGAUAAACACAUUUGUAGACGUAAACAGUGAAGAUGAAAUUUAAACUUAAAGAGGAUAUAUACAAAUUAGAGUUAAAUUGUUUUUUAUUGAAAAAAAAAAAAUUAAAAUACGUCGGAGAAUUUCAGUCGAUGAUUUACACAAAUAUCGAGCCAAUUCUUCUUAGGCAUCCAAUCAAUGUCGACAUUAAUCACGAGUAAGAAUGUCACAGCGCCGUGUCAUAUAAUUAGGAAAGUCACGAAACAUAUGUCAAUUUUAUCCCUCAGAUAAUAGUGCGUGUCGAUGAUUGUAUGAAGCCGAGAAAAAUUUUGAAAAUUCGAUGGGGAAGAUUUAGAACGAAAAGUGCUGUCUGAAUAAACCACAAACGAAUAGCUAUAAUAUCCAUUACUACGUGGGAUAGGAUGUUAUUAUCUCUCAAUUAAAUAUUGCUAUCAAGAAUUUAACGGUGAGUCCCUCCAAAUAGAUCUCAAUUGCUCAGAACAAUCUAGUGUAUAAAUAGUGAUAUCAUUGAGGGAUAAAUAGAUUUAAUUAUAUGACUUGAUGUAAAGAUAAAUAAUCCGGAGGCUCAAAUGUUUCCAAUUCAGUGGCCACGAUUUAAUCAUCCGAGGAUAUUCAUGUCUUUGUGAUUCUUUUUCUUUAAUUAAAUAAACCGUCACAUUUGUGAGUAGUAUACUAAGCAAACUCUAUAGCGACUAAUUGUUUGGAAUGGGUUUACCAUCUCAACGAUCAAAGAAUACAUUUCCCAAAUUGUCAUACAUUUCGGACGCUCAAGUCUUCAAUGUCAACCGAAUUAACAAAAUGCACAUUCAAUCGAAGUUCAUUGCAGCAUGUGAGAUGAAGAAGGAGACAAUUGUUCGGAAAAAUAGAAAGGUGGAAAGUCUGAGAUGGACAGAAGCGAAGAAUUUGGCUAAACGAGUGUAUUUGAAAAAUAUCUCACUGAUUUACUGAUAUUUAAUUCAGCUCAUAAAAUAUUCAAUUAACGAAAUUGCAAUUUUAUAUCAACAAAAAAUAUUUGGACAAUUAAACGAAUUCUGGUGAACUGCCUGUGAUCUCAGCAUUUCCACCCUUUCCUUUUUUUCCGGCCUGAGAAUCCCCCGAAAAUGAGUAACUGUAAGGAAAAUAUCCAAACGCAAGAUUGGAAACUCUCAGUGGGACAUUCUGAAUUUCUUGACGGAUAUUCAGCGCAUAAUACGUAUUAUGUAUGCCAUGUGGGAUGUAUACUGUAGGCAAUUAAAAUUAUCACUCAUAGCAGGAAGAUGAAUUUUGCGAUGGGACUAUGUAACUGACAAAGUAAUCAAUGGUAACACCAAAAAGAAUCUUAACAACUACAAGAAAAAUAAAAACUUCGUUAUGAAACUAUUGCAGAGAAGUAUGGAAAUUGUGAAGUAAAUAGUGUACACAGUAUACAUAAUUACUAUUAUACAUAUUGCGGUGUAUAUAAUAAUAUGUGAGAUAUAGUUUAAUAAAAAUAAUAACUAUUAUUAUUAGGCG
Diachasmimorpha longicaudata is the source of this 7117-nucleotide messenger RNA. RefSeq lists its product as uncharacterized. Bases 234 to 4685 code for a protein of 1483 amino acids. Lineage: Eukaryota; Metazoa; Arthropoda; Insecta; Hymenoptera; Braconidae. The record is from RefSeq and is a predicted model, not a curated record. The transcript is spliced from 14 exons.